AUGGGUCCGAGGCACAGGGCCGGAGACCUGUCCCCGGCUGUGGCCCUGGCAGAGGACUUCCUCCUCAAGAGGCAGCAAGGGGCUGAUUCAGCCCAGUGGCAGGGACCGUCACAGGAAGUGUGUGCCAGUUCCCUGGAGAUGGAAGGGAAAUCACCAGAUGCUGCUCAGGGGCACAUCGAUGAGGAAGCCAAGCCGGUGAAGGAUGCCGAGAUCCCUUUGCCAGGUGGUGGAAUCAAAUACCCAGAUCUUUCCAUUACCGUGUUCCCUGCUGAAGGACAAGCUGAGGCAGAAGAUGAGCUCAUUAAAGCACUACUGGACCGCAUGGAUUCAAGCCUCUAUUUGCAAGAGAUUGAGCAGACAGUGUCCCAGGCAGACCAACAGACCAUCUUCUGCCAAGCCCUGCCGGAGAAGGGCAGAAACACCCAGCUGAUAGGUGACGAAAUAGGGUGUUGGAAGGAGAUGAAGACACCUCAGCAGGUAGAGCCAUCGCCAGCAGAAACAUCUCAGAGGAGUUUGCUUAUGACAUCCAACAUUCAUAAGAAGAGAUACCAGCUCAGAAGUCAGGAGUCGAAGAAGUUAGUGGAGACAGACAGGAAUCACACCAAGAGCCUUAUAGGUGCCAAUAACAAGACCUCCACAGACACGAGGAAGCCUUUGUUCUCUAAGCAUGGAAGAAAAUACCAUAAUGUGUCCAAUGAGUUUGCUGAUCCAAACUCAAGAAAGAAAGAUGCUGAAUGUCCUGAUGAUGAAGAAGGAAGCAAGAGCCACAGACAGUCUUUACAGAGAUCCCAAAACGUUCCUACAGGAAGGAAACUGCAGAAAUGUGCUACUAGUAAGGAUAACUUCAAAUCUAGAGGGCACCUGGCACACCACCAGCAAAGUCACACUGGACAAAAGCCGCACUAUAAAUGCUCUCAGUUUGGCAAGCGCUUCACUCGGAGAGUCAGCUUGAAGGAGCAUGAAAGAAUUCAUACUGGCGAGAAGCUUUAUGAAUGUUCUCAGUGUGGCAAGUGCUUCAAUCAGAGAGCUAACUUGAAGAAGCAUGAAAGAAUUCAUACUGGCGAGAAACCUUAUGAAUGUUCUCAGUGUGGCAAGUGCUUCAAUCAGAGAGCUAACUUGAAGAAGCAUGAAAGAAUUCAUACUGGCGAGAAGCGUUAUGAAUGUUCUCAGUGUGGCAAGUGCUUCAAUCGGAGAGUUCACUUGAAGAAGCAUGAAGGAAUUCAUACUGGCGAGAAGCUGUAUGAAUGUUCUCAGUGUGGCAAGUGCUUCACUCAGAGAUUCAGCUUGAAGAGGCAUCAAAGAAUUCAUACUGAAGAGAAACCCUUAUGAAUGUUCUCAAUGUGGGAAAUAGUUUUAACAGAGCUCAAAGUUGAUUGUUCACUAGACAAUCCAUACUGGAAAGAAACCCUAUUGUUUCCCAAAUGUUGAACUGGCUUCCCUUGGCAAUAUCUGUUGAGUAGAGACACCAGACACAAGCAUUUCCAAUUGUUUUCAUUUUCAAAACAAAAAAGAGAAGAGAAGAAGAACAAAUGUUAUAUGCAGUCAAUAAAAGUUUGAUAAA
This is a messenger RNA of Anolis sagrei ordinatus, 1561 nucleotides long. The record is from RefSeq and is a predicted model, not a curated record. NCBI's taxonomy places the organism in Eukaryota, Metazoa, Chordata, Lepidosauria, Squamata, Anolidae.